GUAUUUCUGUCUCUCUAUCCCUCUAUUCCCCUCUAUCCCCCUCUCCCCUACCAUGUUGGCUGGCAGUCCCGGGGGGGCAGUGGCAGUGCCCGGGGGGGCAGUGGCAGUGCCCGGGGGGGGCAGCCGGAGAGUGGCAGUGAAGCGACAUCACCACAAACAUAACCUGAAGCAUCGCUAUGAGUUCAGAGAGACUUUGGGAAAAGGCACUUAUGGCAAAGUCAACAGAGCGGUGGAUCGCUCGGGCAGAGAGGUCGCCAUCAAAUCCAUCCGGAAAGAGAAGAUCAAGGAUGAAAAGGAUCUGGUCCACAUUCGGCGGGAGAUUGAGAUCAUGUCCUCGCUCAACCACCCGCACAUCAUCAACAUCUACGAAGUGUUUGAGAACAAGGAUAAGAUUGUGAUCGUCAUGGAGUUCGCCAGCAAGGGCGACCUGUACGACUUCAUCAACGAGAAACACCGUCUAAGCGAGGAGGCCGCUCGCCAUGUUUUCCGUCAAAUCGUCUCCGCCGUCCACUACUGCCACAAGAACGGAAUCGUUCACCGGGACCUGAAACUGGAGAAUAUCCUCCUGGACUCGAACGGUAACGUCAAGAUCGCUGACUUCGGCUUGUCCAACCUUUAUCACCGGGACCGCUUCCUACAGACCUUCUGUGGGAGCCCCCUCUACGCCUCUCCAGAGAUCGUCAACGGGCGCCCGUACCGGGGGCCGGAGGUUGACAGCUGGGCGCUGGGGGUGCUGCUCUACACCCUGGUCCAUGGCACAAUGCCCUUCGACGGGCACGACUACCGGCUCCUGGUCCGGCAGAUCAGCAGCGGAGAUUACCGUCCCCCCAUCUCGCCAUCAGACGCAUGUGGGCUGAUCCGGUGGCUGCUGAUGGUGAACCCUGAGCGGAGAGCGAGCAUAGAGGACGUGUCCUCCCACUGGUGGGUGAACUGGGGCUACAAGACCCCCGUGGGCGAGGUGGAGGGUCCUGGGGUCGGCCUGGGGGUCGGUGAGUGCGGGUCCCCUUUGCUCCACGGCUCGGCCUGGCUUCACCGCUCGGCCCGCUCGCUCCUCGAGAGCGGCUCCCGCCUGCGCGGUUUGUUCAAGCCGGGGGGCUCGGGCCUGGAACGCCAGAGAUCCCUCAAGAAGUCCAAAAAGGAGAACGACAUCUCCCAGUCCCUGCAGGAGGGAGGAACGUCGCCCGACAGCCCGACCAAGUCCAUCCUGAAGCGUCCCAAGGGCAUCCUGAAGAAGAGAAGCAAUGGGGAGCACCACAGGGGCCACGGAACCCCUCACCCGGCCCCCCACCAGGCCCCGGACUCCCCCGACGACUCUGUGUUCCUCCCCCAGUCCCGAGCGGCAUUCGGGGAGUCUCUGCCAACCGCCCCCAGGAAGGGGAUCCUCAAGAAGCCCCCGCAGAGGGAGUCUGGCUACUAUUCCUCCCCCGAGCCCAGCGACUGCUCGGAACCCCUGGACGGGGAAGGGAUGGGGGCGGAGAUGGAGCCCGGUCCCCCCACCCGGUCGGCUCAGCCCCCGCCGCCUUCGUUCCCGGCUUCCGCCCGCAAGGGCAUCCUGAAACACCACAGCAAGUACUCUUCGCGGAGCAGCACGGACUCGGCCUUGGGCAGCCCCUCCCUCCGCUCCUUCGGCUCGUUCGACGACCUGGUGUUCUUGGCCGGACCCUCGGCUCCGCCCGGGCGGCCCACCAGCGCGAUCAGCGAGGACAGUAUCCUCUCCUCCGAGUCCUUCGACCGGUUGGAUCUCCCCGACUCCCCGAGGGAGAGGGAGAGGGAGCCGGGCAGGAUGAGGGGCUGCGUCUCAGCUGAUGAUCUCCUGGGACUGGGCAAGUCCCAGUUGGAGUUCAGGUCCCGUCUCUGUAAGAUCAAGUGCUUCGAGGAGCUCGGGGCCGACAGUCCGGGGUCUCUCAUGGACCUGGACAACGUGACUGACGUCUACAAGAAAGCCGUGCAGAUCUGCCACAAGCUGGGGUGAGGGUCGACCGAGUGCGCGGCCCGAAAACAGACAGUCACUACACUUUACAGUGUAU
Callorhinchus milii (elephant shark) is the source of this 2027-nucleotide messenger RNA. RefSeq names its product NUAK family, SNF1-like kinase, 2 (gene nuak2). Gene Ontology annotation, biological process: protein phosphorylation; intracellular signal transduction; microtubule cytoskeleton organization. Gene Ontology annotation, cellular component: cytoplasm. The record is from RefSeq and is a predicted model, not a curated record. Lineage: Eukaryota; Metazoa; Chordata; Chondrichthyes; Chimaeriformes; Callorhinchidae. Gene Ontology annotation, molecular function: tau-protein kinase activity; protein serine/threonine kinase activity; ATP binding.